Messenger RNA from Henningerozyma blattae CBS 6284, 975 nucleotides. RefSeq names its product GSK family serine/threonine-protein kinase. NCBI's taxonomy places the organism in Eukaryota, Fungi, Ascomycota, Saccharomycetes, Saccharomycetales, Saccharomycetaceae. Gene Ontology annotation, molecular function: ATP binding; protein serine/threonine/tyrosine kinase activity; protein serine/threonine kinase activity. Gene Ontology annotation, biological process: protein phosphorylation; signal transduction. The coding region runs from base 1 to 975 and encodes 324 amino acids. The transcript has a single exon. Gene Ontology annotation, cellular component: cytoplasm. The record is from RefSeq and is a predicted model, not a curated record.
AUGAAAUUAUUGAAUCAUAUCAAUCUAUUAAAUUUGAAAUAUUAUUUCUAUGAAAAGGACCCACAAGAUGAGGUUUAUUUAAAUUUAAUCAUUGAUUAUAUGCCACAAUCCUUAUAUCAGAGAUUAAGACAUUUUGUCCAUCAAAAAUCUUCCAUGUCUCGAUUAGAAAUCAAGAUUUAUAUGUUUCAAUUAUUUAAGGCAUUAAAUUAUUUACAUAAUAUAGUUUCAGUUUGUCAUAGAGAUAUUAAACCACAGAACUUAUUGGUGGAUCCUGAAACUUGGUCAUUAAAGUUAUGUGAUUUUGGUAGUGCAAAACAAUUGAAACCUACAGAACCCAAUGUUUCAUAUAUUUGUUCUCGUUAUUAUAGAGCACCAGAAUUAAUCUUUGGUGCUACCAAUUAUACAAACCAGAUUGAUAUUUGGUCUACUGCAUGUGUUAUGGCGGAAUUGUUAUUGGGACAACCAAUGUUUCCCGGUGAAAGUGGUAUUGACCAAUUGGUCGAAAUUAUUAAAAUUUUAGGAACUCCAACUAAGCAAGAGAUUUGUGCUAUGAAUCCUAAUUAUAUGGAUCAUAAAUUCCCUGCUAUUAAACCAAUUCCAUUAACACAAGUAUUUAAAAAGGAAGAUGAUUAUACAGUGGAAUUUCUAACCAAUCUAUUUAAGUAUGAUCCACAAGAACGACUUAACGCAUUGCAAUGUCUAUGUAGUGAUUAUUUCAAAGAUAUCUCUUUACCUGAUAAAGAUACCAUUGCUCCAUCUUCAUCAAUUAACACUAAUCCUAAUUCAGACCCCUUGGCAAACACUACUGCCAUCACGACAAUUAAUACUGAUGCAUUUAUUCAAAAUCGAGAGAUUAUAGAACAAAAGACUAAAGAUUUAAAACUAAUGAUAUUCGAUAAGAAGAACGAUUUAGGGUUCCUCACGGAGAAUCAAUUGAAUGCAGUAAAACAAAAAUUGAACCCUGUUUUAAUAUGA